AAUAAUGCGACAAAUCCACGCGAAGUAUGGAAGAUAACGUACGACAAUGAUCGGAAGAGGACGUAAACUCGUCGACGCUGUGAGUAUACUUUCGCGGACGAGUGCUAUUAUUGUGAUUUGACCUCCGAGGUUACUGGAUAAUUUGAUUAUUUGUCAACGAACGCUACGAUCCGGAGAAUGUCUGCUAGGAGCCACAGCACAAAGAGAAUCAUUAAUGUUGUAAACUGAUCUUGAGAUAUCGGUAACACCGAACACGAGCAGUGCUACAACGAUAAACCGUGGGAUCAACAGCGCAAAGAAAAAAUGUCGUGCUCGAGCGAGCUGUCUCGAUCGCAAGAGUACCUAAGCUUUCGGAGUUCCGUCCCGCUCAGGAAAAUUAUCGUUGACGUCGAUGGCACUAAGGGAUGGAAGGUAUACGACUCCAGUCCAAAAACCAUAAAGUGCCCCUUGAUAUGUCUUCCACCGGUUAGCGGAACGGCGGACAUUUUCUUCAAACAAAUAUUGGGCUUGGCGGCCAAAGGAUACAGAAUCAUAUCGGCCGAACCACCGGUUUAUUGGAACGUUAAGGAAUGGUGCGACGGAUUUCGAAAACUCUUGGAUUACAUGGAACUAGACAAGGUGCACCUGUUCGGAGCUUCAUUAGGCGGAUUCCUGGCACAGAAGUUUACCGAAGUUAACGCCCACUGUCCCAGAGUAGUGUCGUUGGUGCUCUGCAAUACGUUUACAGACACCUCGGUGUUUAGUUACAAUGAUUCAGCUGCAGUGUUUUGGAUUCUGCCGUCGUUGGUGUUGAAGAAAAUGCUGAUGGGGAAUUUCGUGACGCAGAAAGUCGAUGGAGAGAUCGUGGAAGCCAUAGAUUUUAUGGUGGAGAGGCUGGAGAGCUUAACUCAAGCGGAAUUGGCGUCUCGGUUAACGAUAAAUUGCGUAAACUGUUACGUGCAGCCGCAGAAGAUAUGUCAUUUGCCCGUUACUAUCAUAGACGUUUUCGACGAGUACGCCUUGUCGAAUUCGGUGAGAGAAGAGAUGUACAAAUGCUACCCGAACGCCAAGUUGGCGCAUCUGAAAAGUGGGGGGAACUUUCCGUAUUUGAGUCGGUCCGAAGAAGUGAAUUUGCAUUUACAGAUUCACUUGAGACAAUUCGAGGGCACGGAAUAUGCUGCCUCCACGAGAACACAGGUUACACCGCAAAAUACCGACGGCUAACACCGAGUCCAGGUGUUGGAAAGGUAGAAAGACCUAAAGUUGUCGACUGGAGACGACUUGGAUACACGCGUUCCUCUACAUGCCGACCAGUUGUCGAUCAUAUUGAUUUUUGCGUCAUUCUCUACGACGGGUACCUAUUAAAACUCCUGGUUGAUAUAGCAAUCUCGAAACAGUUACGCCAAGAUGUUCAUCGUCAUUCGUAUCAGACAUACCGAAGUUUUAUAUAUAUAGUAAUUAGUCUUACGAAGCGUGCGCUCUUUCUAUUGUUAUAUUUUUUUAAGGGAACAAUAACCGAUUGUAAGGCGCUUCGAGUCUCGCUUGAAUUUGAAUCGCUGAACGUUAACGUCAAUCCACCGAUAACAUUUACGUUGUCAUAAAUACGUAAGAAAGCAAUGUUCACACGUAACAGAAAAUUAAGACUACGAAAUGAAAUUAAUAUCGAUGAUAUAUUUGAUCUUCGAAUCAACGUGUAAAUAUACUUCUUCAAAAUAAAUAUACUUUUGUAAGAAACGUCAAUGAAAGGUUUACGUUGUCCGUGGCUCUGGCGGUGAACGAACUCUCGUGGCGUCCGCAGCUCGCAAGACCGUCUAACCGAGAGACCGUACAAGAACUUGCUCCGUAUCGAUUUCUCUCUGUACGCACCCGUCCGCGUUUCUCUCUUGCGAGCUCGGAUUACAGACUUUCCUGUCCAUGGGAUACCUUACGCUCACCCACAGACACACACCACACGCGUAUUAAUCACGGUCGUGCACCGAACCGCAGUCGCGUCAUCCAACUCGCAUUAGAAUUGCUCCUGAGCUGACCUGCCCGGUAUCUUUCGAGCUCGAGAUCGCGCGCCAGCGUUCACCCUCUAUGCGAGUAUAGCUGUUCUAGAAAAACCUUUCUCAACAGCAGUCACAAAACGGUGCUCAAACAUCUCGCCUCAAACUAAUCGCCGAAUCGUAGAAAAUAUAUUUCUUUUCGUUGGUCAACGAAUCGCAUCAGUGGACAUUCGACGCGUGUCGUCUAACGAGGAGAGUGAAUGGAAUAC
This is a messenger RNA of Hylaeus volcanicus, 2233 nucleotides long. RefSeq names its product maspardin-like. NCBI's taxonomy places the organism in Eukaryota, Metazoa, Arthropoda, Insecta, Hymenoptera, Colletidae. Bases 304 to 1203 code for a protein of 299 amino acids. The transcript is spliced from 8 exons. The record is from RefSeq and is a predicted model, not a curated record.